AUGGACAAUGGCGACGACUGCCAGUUCGCCUGCCAGCGAUGCCCGUGGAGAGGCAAUUCCACACAACUACUAAUAGACCAUUUACACGCGCACCAAGUUAAGCCCGAUACUGUUGACAGCUUCAUACGACUAUAUAUAACUUUUGAGGAACCACUAGAGUCAGAUGAUGAUACAACAGAAGCACCAUCAAUGAAAUUUAAGCCUCCAAAGCCUGUAGCAGCUCAUUGCUGUCCGUUCUGCGACAGUAUAUUCUCAUCAAAAGCGCGUUUAGAACUUCAUAUCGCUAACCAUGUUGAAAUCAGCGAAGAUAGCGCAGUGGAGUGCUGCGGGGCGCUUUACAGCGAACGUUCUUUAUUCAUCCAACAUGCCCUUGACAAGCACGAACGCGCUCUGCCUCCUGGAAUAAUAUGCCGCGCUUGUGGCCUAAAAGCUGACUCGCUCGUUACUCUCUCCGAACAUAUCAAAAACACCCACGCCGAUGAUGCUAUCACUCGAAAAAGAACAGAUCGCAAUCCUAAAAGCAAAGACCAGAAAUAUAUCCCAACUCCGUGCCCGGAUUGUGGAAAAACUUUCUCUAACAAAUACAACAUGGCUGUACAUUUGCGAUCGCAUAAAGGAAAAUCGGAUAAAAUCCAAUGCGAGUUAUGCAGUAAAUGGUAUGGUAGUCGCACCGCCUUGGUCAGCCAUGUGAAGCUAGCUCAUAGUGGGUUACUCCGCUUCGCUUGUGACAUUUGUGGCGAAUGGUUCCCUAAUCGCACCGUCCGUGCCGUCCAUGUCGCCUUACACACAGGGGAAAGACCAUCUUGGGCGGGAAUUACUGAAGACGGUCACGAUCCCGGUGUGAAUGGCGAGGCUGACGGUGAUGACCGAGCCUCGAGCGACGAGGACGACCGCCCGCUCGCCUCCCUAGCUUCCGAGAAAGCUGACGCCUAUGCAAACUUCUACAACGCCUUGCUAAACUUUAGAAACCAUUACCUAAACGAACAUGACGCUCGCUACCCAGAGUUUACAGAGUCUAGCGAAAGCGAAGCGGAGGCAAACGGAUCAGACGAUUAUGACGACUUGUCUAAGAAUAACAUGCGGCGGGAUCGCAUGGAUGAAGCCACGAGACUCGAAUUAGCGAGCGCGCAGACCCGCAUAAAUGGCAAGACUUACUACACGUGUCGCAUAUGCGGCAAACAUCUCAGCUCACCACACACUUACGUGUUCCACACACGAAUACACACAGGCGAACGUCCAUGCGUAUGCCACAUAUGUGGGAAGCAGUUCCGAGCACCGAACGGCUUACAGCGCCAUCUCGCGGAAACCCACGAGCGGCGCCGCCGGCACGCGUGUCGACACUGCGAUCGGACGUUUGCCAACUCGCAGAACCUAAAACAGCAUAUGAGGACUCAUACGGGGGAGAGACCGUACUCGUGCUCGCUCUGCGGGAAACGUUUUCGUCAAUCGGGGUCGCUGCACGCGCACAAGAAAACUCAUGUCGCGCUGCUGCCGUUCCGCUGCGCGCACUGUCCGGCGGCGUUCCGCCUGCGGGCGGGGCUGGCCCGACACAGGCUGCGGCACUCCGGGGAACGUCCGCACAGUUGCGAGAUCUGCGGUCGGUGUUUCAGGACGCGGGCGGAUUUAUCGGCGCACCGCACGGCGCACUCGCCGGCGCGCGCGCACUCGUGCGGCGUGUGCCGCGCCCCCUUCCGCUCGCGCCGCGCGCUGCGCCACCACGCGAGGCGGCUGCACCCGCCGCCGCCGCCGCCGCCGCCGCAGAUACAGGACGAUAUGGCGAAUCGAUCCUACUUCGUCCUAGCGCCAUUGUAGCCUGUUAACUACUUAUGUACCUACUCGAGAGUGGAAACUGUAGAUGGCUUAGAAGGAGAGAUAAAAUGAAAAAUCACCAAAACACCUAUAAAAUAUGAUAUUUG
This is a messenger RNA of Cydia fagiglandana, 1916 nucleotides long. Its product is annotated as oocyte zinc finger protein XlCOF6-like. The record is from RefSeq and is a predicted model, not a curated record. The coding region runs from base 1 to 1812 and encodes 603 amino acids. Lineage: Eukaryota; Metazoa; Arthropoda; Insecta; Lepidoptera; Tortricidae. The transcript is spliced from 2 exons.